AUGUUGAAUUUUGCGUUGGAGUACCGGAAGGCGAUUGACGCUAUCACAGACAAGCGUAAGCUUGGUCUUGGGGAAUAUGCACUUGAAGAUGAGGAAUGGAUGCUUGCAAAGCAACUGCGCGAUGUAUUGAAGAUUCUCAAGGAUGCUACACUGUACUUUUCACGCGGGACACCAAACCUCACCAUGGUCAUCCCUGCGAUGGACCACAUCGACAAUGUUUUCACUAAUUGCACCAUCAAGAAUGAAAACCUCGAUCCUGCCAUCCGCUCUGCUCUGGGACUUGCAAAAAGAACACUAAACCACUACUACUCAUGCACUGACUCCUCUGUUGUGUACCGCAUUGCCAUGGUCCUUCAUCCCCGUCACAAACUUUCUUAUUUCAAGGCUGCUGGCUGGCAGGACGACUGGAUCCACACAGCCGAACAACUCGUCCGCGAUGAAUUCAAGCGCUAUGCGUCUCAUUCACUUGCUACCACUAACAAUGCUACAACAGUAGCUGAAGUCAACGAGGUGCGUACUGAGAGUAAUUUUUACUGUUAUUGUAGCUAA
Molecule: messenger RNA, 549 nt
Organism: Suillus discolor
Lineage: Eukaryota; Fungi; Basidiomycota; Agaricomycetes; Boletales; Suillaceae
Exons: 3
Coding region: 1-549 (182 amino acids)
Source: RefSeq, a predicted model, not a curated record